AAAACACUUCCGCAAAUCUAGUCUGUUUGUGUUUUUGAGGAGAUCUCCUCAGACCACCUCUUAAGUUCACAAGCUUGGCGACUGUGAGAGUUCAACCCCUCGGUUCGAUAUAAAAAAACGGAGACAAAAUGGCAUCGGACUCUCCACGCAGACCAAGUCGCUGUGCUGGAGGGGUUAUAGUACGAGCACAAGCUGCAACGGAGCAGUCUUACAUGGAAAGUGUGGUGACAUUCUUGCAGGAUGUGGUUCCCCAGGCAUAUACUGGGGCUCCUCCAACUGAUGAAAAAGAGAAAGUCAUCUGGGUUCGGUAUGAGAAAGCUGACAUCAAUGACACAGCUCGUAACCCAGAGUUUAUGGAGAUGCAUAGUGGUACUACUGACCCACCGCUCUGCCUCAUGAUUGGCUACACUGAUGGGAUGCAGAUCUGGAGCAUAUCUUUGGCAGGUGAAGCCCAGGAGCUGUUCUCAGUGCGUCAUGGUCCUGUACGAGCUGCUCGCAUCCUUCCCGCUCCUCAUAUCAGUCCUCUGAAGACAGACAGUUUCGCUGACAAGAGGCCCCUGCUGGGGGUUUGCAAGAGCACAGGAUCCUCUGGUUCAAGCCCCCCGUACUGCUGCGCUGACCUGUACUCUCUACGGACGGGGGAAAUGGUCAAAUCAAUUCAGUUCAAGACGCCCAUCUACGAUCUCCACUGCAACAAACAUAUAUUGGUCGUCAGCCUCCAAGAGAAGAUUGCGGCGUUUGACAGCUGCUCUUUUACGAAGAAGUUCUUUGUUACAAGCUGCUAUCCCUGCCCCGGCCCCAGCCUCAAUCCUAUAGCUCUGGGAAGCCGCUGGCUAGCCUACGCUGAGAAUAAGUUGAUCAGAUGUCAUCAGUCCCGUGGAGGGGCCUGCGGUGACAAUGCACAGUCCUAUACAGCCACAGUGAUCAAUGCCGCCAAAACUCUAAAGACAGGUCUGACGAUGGUGGGUAAAGUUGUCACCCAGUUGGCAGGAACACUGCCAGCGGCCACUCCAGAUGACGAAGGCACACCUCACUGUGCAAGUCGACGCAGCCCCCACAACCCUGGAGUGGUCACCAUCAUCGACACACACAAUGUUGGAGAGGGACAGGUCCUGGUGAGUGAGGACUCUGAUGGAGAAGGAGUGGUGGCUCACUUCCCAGCUCAUGACAAACCCAUAUCCUGUAUGCAAUUCAACCCCAGUGGAAUGCUGCUGGUGACUGCCGACACUCUGGGCCAUGAUUUUCACGUCUUCCAGAUCCUAACCCACCCCUGGGCAUCUGUACAGAGUGCUGUUCACCACCUGUAUACGCUGCAUCGUGGGGAGACAGAGGCCAAGGUCCAGGACAUGUGUUUUAGCCAGGACAGCCGCUGGGUUGCCGUCAGCACCCUCCGUGGCACCACCCACGUCUUUCCCAUCAACCCAUACGGCGGUGCCCCCUGCGCUCGAACGCACAUGUCCCCACGGGUCGUCAACCGGAUGUCUCGAUUCCAAAAGAGCGCCGGCCUGGAGGAGAUUGAACAGGAGCUGAACAGGGCCGCUGCCUUAGGAGGGGGAGCAGGCGGGGGAGGCAUAGGAGGAGGGGGCUGCAUCCUGGGUGGAGGAGGAGGCAUCGGAGGCCGCUGUAGCCCCAUACCUGGUCUGUCCAGCAGCCCAUCAGGGUCACCACUGCACGCCAAACUGAGCAGCCAGGACUCGUACAACAACUUCACCAACAACAACAUGGGGAACCCUCGACUGUCACCACUGCCCAGCCUCACCGUGGUGCUGCCCCUGGCUCAGAUCAAACAGCCCAUGACACUGGGCACCAUCACCAAACGAACUGGACCCUACCUCUUUGGGGCGGGAUGUUUUGCCAUUAAAACUCCAUGCAAAGCCAAGCCACCCCCUCAGAUCUCACCAAGCAAGUCCAGUGGAGGGGAGUUCUGUGUGGCCGCCCUGUUCGCCUCCUCUCGAUCCUGGUUCCUCACCAACCCUAACAUCAAAAGAGAGAAAGACCAAUCUAGACAGUCAGUUGUGGACUCGCUGUACAUCAUCAGUUGCUAUGGUAACUUGGUUGAACAUGUCCUGGAGCCUCGGCCAAUAAGCAGUGCUCAGAAAAUUAGUGAUGACACACCUUUGGAACUUAGCACAUGUCCAAGAGCCUGCUGGACUCUAGCCAGGACUCCACAAUGGAAUGAGUUACAGCCACCCUUCAACUCCAAUCACCCCUUGGUGCUGUCCUCAGACCUGGUGCAGUAUUAUCAGCACCUUCUGGCUGCGCUGCCCCCAGGAAGCCCGGGCCCAAUCACACGUCACGAGUCAUCAGACAGCCUGGCAUCCGACCACAGCGGACAGGAAGACGAGGAGUGGCUUUCUCAGGUGGAGAUUGUGACCCACACAGGUCCACACCGGCGCCUUUGGAUGGGCCCCCAGUUUCAGUUCAAGACCAUUCACCCCUCAGGCCAGACCACAGUCAUCUCGUCUUCUUCGUCAGUGCUUCAGUCCCAGGGCCCCAGUGAUGUCCAGCAGCCGCUUUUGGACUUCGACACAGAUGACCUGGACCUUCACAGCCUCAGGAUCCAACCAGUCCGCUCAGAGCCCGUCAGCAUGCCCGGUUCAUCUCGGCUAGUGGCUGAUCGUCGAGGACAAUCCAACUUAAUGGAUGCGGGAUCAGGUUUUUCCUAAAAGCGAAGCUCCUCACACUGCCAAUUACCAUUUUACUUGAUUUCUUUGCUUUUUUUUUUCCUUGCAAGCAUGUCUCAUAAUUUUCGUUCCACCUUCAUCUGUCCAUCCAUCCUUCCCUCGCUCCUUCCCCACCCAGUCAUUGUUUUAUCAUUGGUGUGAGAGAAAGAGAAGAGGACAGGCGAGAGGAGGAUGAGGAGAAGGAGGAAAAGAGGAAGAUGGACAGCUUUCUACCUGUGUGUCUUUCUGUUUGUCCGUCUGUCCGUCUGUCUCCAGAUUCAUAUGUAGGAGCUUAAAAUUUGCAUUGUGUUUCAACACACAUCGAGCCUCAACAUUACAAUAUGUAUUUGCUUUAUGCUAAUGCUAAUCCCCACUAGCUCUAGAUUCAUGGGAAAAAAAACCCUGAAGAUUGACACUAAGUAAAUGAGGCAUAUGAACUGCCAUGAUCAAAUAUUUUGUUAUGUAAAAAUGUUUCCUUUUUGUGCAUUUAGGUAUGUUCCUGUUGCAUGAAAGUUCUAUCAAAUCUCAAAGUAUCUAUAAAUUUAAUUGGUGUUCAAGAGCACACGUUGGCCAACUAGAAAAAUUUAAGUAUUUUAUUGUAAAUGAACUUAAAUUAUUAUUAGCAUUUCACCAAGAUCAAUAAUAUACAUUUGAAGUAUGGACAAAUACACAUAAUACAUUGUUAUAAUUUCUGAAAUAACAAAAAACAUGGCAAGUGUGAUUAUAAAUGUUCAAGUGCCAUAAGUAGCUAAUUUUCUUUUCUUUUUUUCUGUGCCUACCCCAUUUGUCUGCACCAUAGUAUUUAAAGUUUACUGUGAACAAGAGGUACAGCUAAUGGGGCCAGUGACCUGACAUUGUAAGUAUUAAUUGUAAAUAGUGAGAAGAAGCAGUUUGUGCAGAAGAGCCUUAUACGUAAACAAAAUACAAUACUGUUUGUUAGGAAGGACCACCCCAUCUUUUUAUGUAAGAUGCAUGGGGAGUCAGAAAAAAAUCUGUCUUAACAUAAUCAGGAUGCUUUUAAUGUGUAGGAAGAAGUAUCCAUCAGUAUCCCCAUAAUCGACCACAAGGAGAAUCAUAAAAUCAUCAAGUGUCUUUUGAUUAGCAAAACAAAAGGGUGAGUUGUUUCUUUACAAAAAUAUCUAUUUUUAACUUAACAGUGUGUUUGUUAGGUGGCACAGCAUUGUCAGAUUUAAACCCUCUUAGGUUUGAUCAUUGAGAUCUGAAAUGUAUGUAAAGUGUCCAGAUUUGAAGCAGAAGACCCAGAAGAUGUAUGUCACAGUUUGAGAUGAAUUAUGUGGAUGGUAUGUAAUUAAAAAAAA
Sphaeramia orbicularis (orbiculate cardinalfish) is the source of this 3982-nucleotide messenger RNA. RefSeq names its product BCAS3 microtubule associated cell migration factor (gene bcas3). NCBI's taxonomy places the organism in Eukaryota, Metazoa, Chordata, Actinopteri, Kurtiformes, Apogonidae. Gene Ontology annotation, biological process: response to starvation; autophagy. The transcript is spliced from 24 exons. The record is from RefSeq and is a predicted model, not a curated record. Gene Ontology annotation, cellular component: cytoplasm. Bases 129 to 2666 code for a protein of 845 amino acids. Gene Ontology annotation, molecular function: protein binding.